This is a messenger RNA of Caenorhabditis elegans, 3111 nucleotides long. It is a transcript of the gene tsr-1, whose product is annotated as Xpo1 domain-containing protein. The record is from RefSeq and is marked reviewed. The transcript is spliced from 16 exons. Bases 271 to 2760 code for a protein of 829 amino acids. Gene Ontology annotation, biological process: intracellular protein transport; nuclear export; intercellular transport. NCBI's taxonomy places the organism in Eukaryota, Metazoa, Nematoda, Chromadorea, Rhabditida, Rhabditidae.
AACAAAAUCACAUGGAUUCUAUGGAAACGGUGUGUCGAGCGAUCGACGCAUUCUACAGCGGAGGACCCGACGUACAGCCCGCCCAACUUUUUUUGCAGGAUUUUCAGGAAUCGUCGCCACGGAGCAUCCGCUCAUGAUGCUCAAUCAGAAGCCACAUCUACACAGUUAUGCCUUGCCAUAGCCGACUUGUACAUUCAGGUGCCGACGUGGAAUAAUUGGAUUUUUGAGCUGUUGAAUCAAUGCCAAGCCCUCGAAGGCGACCGUACCGUAAUGACACUGACUCUGCUUCAAGUAUUUCCUGAAGAAGUCGAACAAAUCCGUGGAGUUGGCGAGAAUCGGCGGCACGCGAUACGAAAUGAGCUCGCCGCUUGUGAGCAACCGAUGAUCACUUUCUUGUCGCAUGUGCUCGAAAAGUUUCAUUCGAAUGCGGAUGUUCUCAAGAGAGUCUUCAAAUGCUUAGAAUCGAACCUACAAAACCAUCAAAUGCGUACAGAUCACUUUGCCGCGUCACCACUAAUUUCCAUGAUUUUCCACGUGAUCGCCUCGAUCGACCCGAUAAUUCCGUCAUGUCUCCAUGAAACUGCGACAAAUUGCAUUGUACAGGCACUUUAUCGUGUUGAAGACCUAGAAAUGCACAGAAAACUCGCAGAAGUUGUGCAUCGCGGAGUCAUUUCACUGGUUUCGGCUUUUGAGAAAGCUCAGCAAGUGGAGGAUUUUGAUCGGCUUCAGAAUAUUGCUCGUAUAUUUGUUGAGAUGGUCGAAUCCUUCUAUGUGCAAAUCGUCAACGAAGCGAAUCCGGAUCCGGCGGCAAUCGGGAGCCUGGCAUGCUUUGAGCUUCUGCUCCUAGUCGCUAAGCACCAUGAUUGGGCUCUCAUCGAGAUGUCAUUCAAUGUGUGGUACCGUAUCACCGAAGAGCUCUUCAAAUAUGACGAUGAUCAAUAUAUUGGCCGCUUCCGUCCGUACGCUGAGAAAUUCAUUCAAUGCCUCUACGAACACUGUAAACUUGACGCCGAUGACGUCGAUGAUCUACUCGAUGAAACUUCAGAAUUUGGAGAAUUCCGCCUGAAAGCCGUCGAAGCUCUACGUGAUGUUGUAUUCAUUGUGAACUCGGAUAAAUGUAUUCAAAUGAUGCAUCAGAAGCUUAUCGAGUGCUGUCAUAAGCCCAACGCCUCGUGGGAAGAGUCGGAAUCGGCGCUUUUUGUGAUGUCUGCAGUGGUUCAGAACCUACUGCCGGAAUCCGACACAAAUAUGCCCGAAGUGCUCCAGCUCAUUUGCUCAUUGCCUGUCCAAUCACCGCCUGCACUGAUUGCCACUUCAUUGUCUCUAAUUUCGGAUUUGAAUGAUUGGUUCGAGCAGCACAGCAAUUUAUUGGAGCCCGUCGUCCGAUGGACACUUCAGUUUGCGACGGAUACUCGAUACGCGAGCCACGUGGCUCUCUGCUUUGAUCGAAUCACCUCAAAAUGCGCUGUCCAAAUGACUCCACUUCUCCCACAACUGCUCACACUCAUCGGAGUACUGGAACAGACGACAACGAACGGAGCAAAAGUCGAAGAGGCGAUUUGCUCACUGACACGGGCCAUUUCAAUGAUCGCCUCGAAACUGCCGGCCCAUGAGGCCAAAAUUGCGAUGGAGCAGCUUUGCGAGCCAAUCGUUCGAAAUUUGCUUCGGGCAACCGACGCCACUGACGCCACUUUUGCCGCGUCUUCUACCAAUAAUAACACUGCCGGAGCCGGAGCCGCUGGAGCCAAUAAGGAGAACGAAGGAGCACCACCACGUGGCAGUAAGGCCAAUGAAGCUUGGGCUUCCCUGGCCACACGGCCUAUGCUUUGGAUUGAUCGAUGUGCUUGUGUGUUUAAAGAUGUCUGGACAUCGGGCUCUAAGCAGCCGCCAGCCGAGAUUCCAUGGUUCACAGUAAUUCAACAAUGCAUAGACGCUCUACUGAAAUCGACGCGAAAAUUCGAAGGAACUCCACGGCUCAUUGAGCACUCGAUACGCUCGUGUCGACUGAUAUUCCGGGCUCUCGGAGCACAAAGUAUGCCGUUUGUGGAGCCCGUUGUUACUAUGAUGAUCGAAACGUACCCGAAGCACCGUCACAGCUCGUACCUCUACUUGGCGUCGGUUAUAGUCGACGAGUACGGACAGCUCGACAAAAUGCGCCCCGGGCUCCUUCAGAUGCUUGAUACCCUCGCACGUCACACAUUUCCCCUACUCGUCGGCCAGGGAGCCAUCAACCAUCCGGAUACUGUAGACGACCUAUUCCGGUUGGCUCAACGCUUCACAAUGCGUGCCACGUCGAUAUUCUUCACGGAUCCUGUUUCGGAGCUUCUGUUCAUCUGUGCCGUGUUGAACAUUCGAUUGGACCAUCCUGAUGCGAAUCGCAGCGUUAAUAAGUUCAUUAUGGAGGUGCUCGAGCAGUUGGCCACUGCGAAAAAGGCUUCCUACACUGACGCUGGCGUCACCGCAGCCCAAACUCUUGUCAAUCGGAACGCGCAAAGCAUCGUCACCAACGCACUCUCCAUGUGCCUUUUCAGUCAUUCCGGACAAAUUCGACGAGAAAUGGCCGAUGUUGUGCUGCAAGUUGGGCGAAAUGACCCAUCGAAAUACAAGCAAAUCCUGACUCAAGCUGUCGCCGCACUUCCAAAUGAUCCCGUUAAAGCGACACCGCAACAAUUGACAGAAUUCGUGGAGGCCGUGUGCAAAGAACGAGAACGCCACGCCGUCUUCAACCAUACUCGUGAUCUCGCCAAGCUGUUCAUCUAAAUUUUUUCCGGUUUUUUGAAAAAAAUAUUUUUUAGUUUCAAACAUUUAGGAAUUUUGUUUGGCUCCCGUCUCAGUUCUCCAUUCAUUUUCUAGGGUUUCAUCGAUUUUUACCUCGUUUCUUUUAUUUUUUUUUCGUUUUUCAAUUUUUUCCCCCACAUUUUCCCUCGGCUAUCUGUAAUAUUCAAUUUUUUUUUCGAGUUUUUUUUGUUGGAUUUUUCUCUCUUUCUCUAGACCCCGUUCUUACCAAAACUAUUUAAUAUCAGAUUGAUUUGAUGACGACGACGAGAAGUUAGAUAUUAUGUGAAAGAAUCGCACAAUUAAAACUUAUGAAUAAAUCAUGUUUUUGAAUCG